Molecule: messenger RNA, 1281 nt
Organism: Lactuca saligna
Lineage: Eukaryota; Viridiplantae; Streptophyta; Magnoliopsida; Asterales; Asteraceae
Source: the annotation of a GenBank genome assembly
AUGACACCUACAAAGGUGAUAAAGCAUCGAUCUCAUAGCAAUUUCCACCGUUCAAUAGAAGGUAAAUCUCUUAUGGUGCAAUUUGGUCAAGCAGGGUUGAAACCUUCUCAGAUUAAAAAGGUUGUUAACACAAUGACAACCUCAAAUGUAGUUGAUGUAACUUCAAAGCAAUGUGCUGAUGUUUUAUCUGAGCAUCGAAAACAACAUAGAGGAAAGGAGUUCUAUGGACUUAUAAAACAUUUUCAAGAUAAAACAUUAGUGGACAGUGACCAGUAUUUUGUCGUGGAUUUGUCUGAUGAUGGGAAACAUGAAACUGAGCACCUUCGAUCGUAUGUUUCCCGUUACAGUGAUUUUCAAGAGGUGCAUAGAAAAUGGGUAAAUAGUGAGACCAUUGAACAAUUUGAAGCAACAUGGGAAGAUAUGCUAUUAGUUGAGUCACGAAGGGCUGCCGAAGAAGAUGAAGAUUUCAAGACUAUGAACUCGAGACCGGUUCUUUCUUCACUGCAUCCAAUCGAAGCAAAAGCAGGUCAAUUUUAUACUAGAAAGAUGUUUGAUAUUUUCAAAAAAGAAUGGAUCGAAACUAUUACCAAUUUGACUCAUGAGACUCUAACAAAAACUACAGAAGAAAGCAUAUAUAAAGUUGGGCAAUUGGAUGUUGAUACUAAAUAUUGGCGUAUCGUUACCUUUCGUUCUUUAAAUCAAGUCAGCGUCACAUGUUCGUGUUCUAUGUAUGAGACAAAUGGGAUUUUAUGCAAGCACAGCUUAUAUGUGAUGAAGAAGAAGCAUGUUCAAGAACUGCCGAGUCACUAUAUUUUUCCGCGAUGGACCCUUGAUGCUAGGUACAAACUGGGUAGUGUUAGUAUCGGACUUGGAGAAUUAAAUAAUGAAAAUGGAGUUAGUGCCUACACAUUAUUUUGUGUUCGUUCGAAUUUUACUAAACUAAUUGAACAAGCAAGGGACUCCCCUUCGGAGAUACAAAAACUAAAUACGAUAUUGAUAAGUCUUUUAGAUGAACAAGCAAACCGAAAAAAAUCUGUGUCUUUGGAGAAUACAUCUCAAAGUUCUUGUAUGGGAGUUUCGCAAGUAGAUAUGAUGCCACAAUUAUCUAUCCGUGAUCCUCUUGGUCCAACUACUACAAAAGGGCGUUCGAAACUUGCAAGUAGAAUCAAGUCUUCUUUAGAGGCCCCUAAAGAACGAACAUGCUCUUACUGUCAAGGAUUGGGUCAUUAUGCUACUAGUUGUUCAAAAAGAAAGAUGGAUGAAUUGUUGCAAGAGACAUAA